Ornithorhynchus anatinus (platypus) is the source of this 7230-nucleotide messenger RNA. RefSeq names its product ATP binding cassette subfamily A member 4 (gene ABCA4). Bases 1 to 6891 code for a protein of 2296 amino acids. Gene Ontology annotation, molecular function: lipid carrier activity; ATP binding; ABC-type transporter activity. The record is from RefSeq and is a predicted model, not a curated record. Gene Ontology annotation, cellular component: intracellular membrane-bounded organelle; plasma membrane. NCBI's taxonomy places the organism in Eukaryota, Metazoa, Chordata, Mammalia, Monotremata, Ornithorhynchidae. Gene Ontology annotation, biological process: lipid transport; visual perception; transmembrane transport. The transcript is spliced from 51 exons.
AUGGGCUUCCUGAGGCAGCUUCGACUGUUGCUCUGGAAAAACUGGACCCUCCGGAAGAGGCAAAAGCUUCGCUUCUUUGUGGAACUUGCGUGGCCUUUGUCCUUGUUUCUGGUCCUCGUCUGGCUAAGGAGCGCCAACCCACUCUACAGCCAACACGAAUGUCAUUUCCCCAACAAGGCCAUGCCCUCGGCUGGGAUGUUGCCGUGGCUGCAGGGGAUUUUCUGCAACGUGAACAACCCUUGUUUCCGAAACCCCACGCCGGGAGAAUCUCCUGGUGUGGUGUCCAACUAUAACAACUCCAUAUUGGCCCGGGUGCUCCGAGAUGUUCAAGAGCUCCUGCUGCGCGAUUCGGAACUCCGCGACUUGGGCCAGGUCUGGACUGAGCUCCGCACACUGUCCCACCUCGUCAGUACUCUGCGGACUCAUCCAGAAAGCAUUGCAGGAAGAGGGAUCCGGAUCCGGGAUAUCCUAAAAGCUGAGGAGACGUUGACCCUGUUUCUGGUGGAUGGGGUGGGGCUGCCAGACUCGGUGGUGUACCUCCUCGUUAAUUCACAAGUGCGUCCUGAGCAGUUUGCCUCGGGGGUCCCGGACUUGCAGCUGAAGGCCAUCGCCUGCAGCGAGGCCCUGCUGGAGCGCUUCAUCCUCUUCAGUCGGCGAAGGGGGGCACUGGCCGUGAAGGAUGCCCUGUGUCCCCUGCCCCAGAGCCGCCUGCAGGAACUGGAGGACCGGCUCUACGCCAACGUGGACAUCUUUAAACUCUUUCGGCUGCUUCCCAAGCUCUUAGAUAGCAGCUCGCAAGGUAUCGAUCUGAAAUCCUGGGGAAGAGUAAUAUCUAAUCUGUCACCACGAGUGCAAGAGCUGACUCGGCGUCGGAGCGUCCGCGAUCUACUGUGGGCCCUGCAGCCCCUCCUGAGGGACGGAGGACCAGAGUCGGCGAGCCAGCUGACGGGCGUCCUUUCCGACCUCCUGUGCGGUCACCCCGAGGGCGGUGGCUCCAGGGUGUUCUCUUUCAACUGGUACGAAGACAACAACUACAAGGCCUUCCUGGGCAUCGACUCCACGAGGAGCGCACCCGCCUACUCUUACGAUCAGAGCAUCACGCCCUUUUGUAACGCACUGAUCCAGAACGUGGAAUCGAAUCCCGUGACCAAACUGGUCUGGAGUGCAGCCAAGCCGCUCCUGAUGGGGAAAAUCCUCUUUACUCCCGCUUCUCCUGCAGCGUGGCGCAUUCUGAAGAACGCGAACAAGACUUUUGAGGAGCUGGAACGUGUCAAGAACUUGGCCAAGGUCUGGGAAGAAGUGGGACCCCAGAUUUGGGAUUUUUUUCACAACAGCACACAGAUGGCCAUGAUCCGGGAUACUUUGGCAAACCCAACAGUGAAAGAUUUCUUGGUUGACCAGCUGAGGGGAACCGGCCUCACCGCAGAAGACGUGCUGAACUUUCUCUACAAUGGGCCCCGGGAGAGCAGGGAAGAAGGCCUGGUGAAUUUUGACUGGAGGGAUGCCUUCAAUUUCACUGACCGUGCAGUGCGAUCCUUUAAUCAGUACAUGGAGUGUUUGAUCCUGGACAAGUUUGAAGGGUUUGAGAGCGAAAUCCAGCUGAUCCACCGAGCCCUCUACCUGCUGGAGGAGAACAAGUUCUGGGCUGGAGUGAUCUUCCCGGACAUGUACCCGUGGACCGGCUCGCUGCCGCCGCACAUCAAGUACAAGAUCCGGAUGAACAUUGAUGCGGUGGAGAAAACCAAUAAGAUCAAAGACAGUGGGGAAACCGAGUCUCUGAGAGUCCCAUGUGAGGCGACCAACAUACAAGGAAGUGAUGGCGGUACUGGAUCCAGGCCCAGAGCUGACCCAGUGGAGGAUUUACGGUACAUUUGGGGAGGUUUUGCCUAUCUUCAGGACAUGAUCGAACACGGGAUUAUAAGGAGCCAGACCAAAACUGAAGUGCCCCCCGGAAUCUACCUCCAGCAGAUGCCAUAUCCCUGCUUUGUAGAUGAUGCCUUCAUGAUCACUUUGAAUCGCUGCUUCCCCAUCUUCACGGUGCUGGCCUGGAUCUACUCUGCCUCCAUGAUCGUGAAGAGCAUCGUGCUGGAGAAGGAGAUGAGGCUGAGGGAGACCUUGAAAAACCGGGGCGUGUCCGGUGCGGCCAUCUGGAGCGCGUGGUUCCUGGACAGCUUCUCCAUCAUGGCGACCAGCACGCUGCUCCUCACAGGACUAGUCACGCACGGCAGGAUCCUGCACUACGGCGAUCCCGUUAUCCUCUUCCUGUUCCUGCUGACGUUCUCCACGGCCACCGUCGCCCAGAGCUUCCUCCUGAGCGCUUUCUUCUCCAAGGCCAACCUGGCUGCAGCCUGCUGCGGUGUCCUCCACUUCACCCUCUACCUGCCCCACCUCCUGUGCUUCGCCUGGCAGGACGGCCUGACCGUGCGGCUGAAGAUGGCAGCGAGUCUGUUGUCCCCAGUGGCAUUUGGAUUUGGCACAGAAUAUUUGUCCCGCUACGAAGAGCAAGGCCUCGGUCUCCAGUGGGGAAACAUUGGAAACAGCCCGGUGGAGGGAGACCAAUUCAGCUUCCUGCUCUCCAUUGAGAUGAUGCUCUUCGAUACUCUCCUCUACAUCGGACUCACCUGGUACUUGGACCAGGUGUUUCCAGGAGAAUACGGGACACCUCUCCCUUGGUUUUUCCUUCUGCAGGAGUCCUAUUGGCUUGGACACGAAGGCUGUUCGACAAGGGAGGAAAAGAACCUGGAAAAGACUGAACCCUUGACAGAGGAAACGGAGGAUCCGGAACACCCAGAGGGAAUAAAUGACACCUUCUUUGAGCGGGAACUCCCAGGCUUGGUCCCCGGAGUGACCGUGCAGAACCUGGUGAAGAUCUUCGAACCGAACUCGAAGCCGGCCCUGGACCGUCUCAACAUCACCUUCUACGAGAACCAGAUCACGGCCUUCCUCGGCCAUAACGGAGCUGGGAAGACCACUACCAUGUCUAUUCUGACUGGGCUGUUUCCGCCUACGUCCGGCAAGGUGCUGAUCGGUGGCAAGGACAUCGAGACCGACCUGGAUUCCAUCCGGCAGAGCCUCGGUUGGUGCCCCCAACACAACAUCCUCUUCCAUCACCUGACCGUGGCGGAGCACAUCCUGUUCUAUGCUCAGCUGAAGGGGAAGUCGUGGGAUGAGGCGCUCCUGGAGACAGAAGCCAUGUUGGAAGACACGGGCCUCCACCACAAAAGGAACGAAGAAGCUCGGAACCUAUCAGGUGGCAUGCAGAGGAAACUGUCCGUGGCCAUGGCCUUUGUGGGCGAAGCCAAGGUGGUGGUUUUGGACGAGCCCACCUCUGGGGUGGACCCGUACUCGAGGAGGUCCAUCUGGGAUCUGCUGCUGAAGUACCGCCCAGGGAGAACCCUGAUCAUGUCCACGCAUCACAUGGAUGAGGCGGACAUGCUGGGGGACCAGAUAGCCAUCAUCUCCCAAGGAAAGCUCUACUGCUCAGGCACACCCCUCUUCCUGAAGAACUGCUUCGGCAGCGGCUUCUACCUCACGUUGGUGCGAAAGAUGAAGACCGUCCCGGUUCCUGGCCGACUGCAGGAGGCCGCCUGCAGCUGCUCGGCCAAGAGUCCGUGCACCAACUGCCCGCCCAAGGUCAGAGGGGAGCCCGCGGAGCAAAGGCUGGAUGGGAGUGCGCGCGGGCUAACGGAAAUGAUCCUCCACCACGUUCCGGAAGCAAAGCUGGUGGAAAACAUUGGCCAAGAGCUCAUCUACCUGCUCCCGAAUAAGAAUUUCAAGCAGAGAGCCUAUGCCAGUCUCUUCAGGGAGCUAGAAGAGACCCUAGCUGACCUGGGGCUCAGCAGCUUUGGAAUCUCCGACACUCCCCUUGAAGAGAUUUUCCUGAAAGUCACAGAAGACGCUGCUUCGGGAUCACCGUUCAUAGGAGGCAUUCAGCAGGAAGGAGGGGACUGCCGAAACGGCAGCCCGGAGCCGGCCGAGCCCGCGGAGCGAGGCCCUCACGUCUCCAACGGGUCUUCCGGAGAAGCGGCUCCCUCCCGCGAGGACCGGGCCGGAGCCGGGCCUGAGGCGGGGCGGCCCCGGCUCAAUCGAGGCCCCCGGCUGCUCUGGCAGCACAUCCAGGCGCUCCUCAUCAAGCGCUUCCACCGGGCCACCCGGAGCCGGAAGGACUUCCUGGCCCAGAUCGUUCUCCCAGCCGCUUUUGUGUUACUGGCGCUGACCUCCUCGACCCUCGUCCCGCCUUUCGGAGAAUAUCCUGAAUUGACGCUGCACCCCUGGAUCUACGGACAUCAGUAUACCUUCUUCAGCUCCGAACAGGCGGGCGGUGAGCCGAUGUCUUCGCUCGCGGACGUUCUCCUGAACAAACCCGGAUUUGGAAACCGUUGCCUGAAGGAAGAGUCGCUUCCGAAUUAUCCCUGUGGCAACUCCAGCACCUGGGAAACACCACCCGUUCCUCGGAACGUCACCCGGCUGUUCCGGGAUGACCGGUGGACGCCGGAUCACCCCUCGCCCUCGUGCCAGUGCAGCUCACGGGAGAAGCUCACCAUGUUGCCCGAGUGCCCCGAGGGGGCCGGGGGGCCGCCCCCUCCCCAGAGAAUACAGCGGAGCACUGAAAUUCUCCAAGACCUGACGGACAGAAACAUCUCUGACUUCCUGAUGAAAACGUAUCCCGCUCUUAUAAGAAGCAGUUUGAAGGGCAGAUUCUGGGUCAACGAACAGAGGUACGGAGGGAUUUCCACCGGAGGGAAGCUGCCGGUCCUCACCGUCACCGGGGAACGGAUUGCGGGCCUUCUGAACGACGUUGGCCGGAUCGUGAACGUGAGCAAGGGUCCCACCACCCUGGAGGCCGCCAAGGAAAUCUCUAACUUCCUUAAAUACAUGGAAACUGAAGACAACGUGAAGGUGUGGUUUAACAACAAAGGGUGGCACGCCCUCGCCAUCUUCCUCAACGUGGCCAACAAUGCCAUUCUGAGAGCCAGCCUGCGGCGAGACCAGGAUCCGGAGCGCUUUGGGAUCACGCUCAUCAGCCACCCGCUGAACCUCACCAAGGAGCAGCUCUCGGACGUCACGGUACUGAGCACGUCUGUGGAUGCCGUGGUGGCCAUCUGUGUGAUUUUCGCCAUGUCCUUCGUCCCUGCCAGUUUUGUACUGGAUCUGAUCCAGGAAAGGGUGAGCGAGGCCAAGCACCUGCAGUUUGUCAGCGGGAUGAGCCCCACCGUCUACUGGCUCACCAAUUUCAUCUGGGAUUUAACCAAUUAUGCGGUGAGUGUGGGCCUGGUGGUGGGAAUCUUCGUCGGAUUUCAGAAGAAAGCUUACACUUCCCCAAGCAAUCUCCCUGCUCUGAUCGCCCUGCUGCUCCUCUACGGCUGGUCCGUGAUUCCCAUGAUGUACCCGGCGUCCUUCCUGUUUGACGUCCCCAGUACGGCCUACGUGGCCUUGUCUUGCAUCAAUCUCUUCGUCGGCAUCAACGGCAGCGCCAUCACAUUCAUCCUGGGGCUCUUUGAAAACAACAUGACGCUGCUGAAUUUCAAUGCCAGGCUAAGGACGCUGCUCAUGAUAUUUCCUCAUUUCUGCCUGGGCCGGGGGCUCAUCGACCUGGCCGUGAGCCAAGCCGUGAUCGACGUCUACGCCAGGUUCGGAGAGGUGCACACUUCCGAUCCGUUCCGGUGGGACUUGGUUGGGAAGAAUAUGGUCGCCAUGGCGGUGGAAGGGGUGGUCUACUUCACUCUGACCCUCCUCAUCCAGCAUCACUGCUUCUUCACCCACCGGAUUUCUGAACCUGCUAAGGCACUUAUCACUGACGAGGACGAUGACGUGGCAGAGGAAAGGCAGAGAAUCAUUAAUGGUGGAAAUAAAGCUGAUAUCUUAACGCUCGAUCAACUGACUAAGGUUUACUCCGGCAGCUCGGGCCCGGCAGUGGACAGGCUGUGCCUUGGCGUUCGUCCUGGGGAGUGCUUCGGGCUCCUGGGCGUGAAUGGGGCCGGCAAGACCACCACGUUCAAGAUGAUCACUGGGGACGCUGCAGUGACUUCGGGAGAUGCCCUGGUGGCUGGCAAGAGUGUACUGACUCACAUCUCCGACGUCCACCAAGCUACGGGGUACUGCCCUCAGUUUGACGCCAUCGAUGACCUGCUCACCGGCCGAGAACAUCUUCACCUCUACGCCCGUCUGCGGGGGGUUCCGAUGGAGGAAAUAGCCAAGGUGGCAGACGGAGUCAUUCAGAGCCUGGGCCUGGGCCUGCACGCAGACCACCUGGCAGGGACGUACAGUGGGGGGACCAAGCGGAAACUGUCUACCGCCAUUGCUCUGGUCGGCUGCCCUCCCCUCGUGCUACUGGAUGAGCCCACGACAGGGAUGGAUCCGCUGUCGCGCCGCUUGCUGUGGAACACGAUCGUUAACAUCAUCAGGGAAGGGAGAGCGGUCGUGCUCACAUCCCACAGCAUGGAAGAAUGCGAAGCUCUGUGCACGCGACUGGCCAUCAUGGUGAAAGGGACCUUCCAGUGCCUGGGAACCAUUCAGCACCUCAAAUAUAAGUUCGGAGACGGCUACGUCGUCACGAUGAAAAUCAAGCCGCCUAAGCCAGGGUUGCUGCCGGACUUGAACCCGGUGGAGCAGUUCCUGCAGACGCAUUUCCCCGGCAGCAUCCAGACGGAGCGACACUACAACACACUGCAGUACCAGAUCUCCUCCUCUUCCUCCUCCUCCUCCUCGCUGGCCCGUAUCUUCCAGCUGCUCAUCUCCAACAAAGACAGCCUGAACAUCGAGGAGUAUUCCCUCACCCAGACCACACUGGACCAAGUGUUUGUGAACUUUGCUAAGCAGCAGAUGGAAGAGGAUGACCUCCCCCUGCAUCCCCGCGUAGCUGGAGCCAGGCGAGACCCCAAGCAUCAAUGACUAAAUACCCUUGGGCCCAACCAAGCCAGGGACCCUGCUAGCAUUUGAUAUGCAGCAAUGAAUUCUGGAUUUUGGUUUCCCAGAGUUGAUGUACCUAUUUUUUUAUUUGAAAUGUAAGACCCCACUUUUGAAUUUAAUUAUACAAAAGAAUUAUGAAAAUUUAGGCCCCUACUGCAAAAUAGCAGCUGAAGUAUCUUCUUGUGUUUCCAUAGCUGGUUACUGAGUUUAUAACACAGCUUCGACUUUUGCAUAUUUUCUCUCUUUAUAAAUGAUUGCAAAAAUUCUCAUGUACAGCGCUUGUAGGUAAAUAAAUCUGUCAUGAAACAAACCGUACUUACA